Messenger RNA from Cinara cedri, 414 nucleotides. The record is from the annotation of a GenBank genome assembly. NCBI's taxonomy places the organism in Eukaryota, Metazoa, Arthropoda, Insecta, Hemiptera, Aphididae.
AUGGCUCCACCGUCUAAAUCAGCAGGCAAAGCGAUGAAGAAGUCCGGCAAGGCUCAGAAAAACAUCACUAAGUCCGACAAGAAGCGCAAGCCCAAGAGAAAAGAAUCCUACGGUAUCUACAUCUACAAAGUAUUGAAGCAAGUGCACCCUGAUACCGGUGUUUCGUCGAAAGCCAUGAGUAUCAUGAACAGUUUCGUCAACGACAUUUUUGAACGCAUCGCUUCCGAAUCCAGUCGUUUGACCCAUUACAACAAGCGUUCCACAAUUACUAGUCGGGAAAUCCAGACGGCCGUUCGUUUAUUAUUGCCCGGUGAAUUGGCCAAGCACGCUGUUAGUGAAGGCACUAAAGCCGUGANCUUAAGCAUUUAUAGACUUCAUAAUACCACCACUAUUUUAGAAUUUCAUACUCCUUAA